AAAGUGUAUCACUCAAAUUUCUCUUACCCAUUAGUCUAAUUUUAUUAUUAAUGGCUUAUCAUCCUCAAAGGUUUUGGCUGGUACCCUGGUGGAUUUUGAUUCAAGUUGGGAAUUGAUACAAUGGGUUUUCGGUGGUUAUAUUGCAAAUUUUCUUUCAAUUCAAACCUAAUUUUAUAAAAUCACUGCUAAGGAUUCUUGCGCCAUCACAAUUCACAACCAUUGUCCAAUCGUCACGCCAUCACCGCCGUCCACCGUCGUUGUGCCGCUGCUGCUUCUCUAUCGUCACAAGCUUUUCCGAUUUUCCCCACUAGGUUAAUUGAAGUUCGAAUAAACCGGCUAAAACAGGUUAUCAACGGAAAGGUUACCUCCAGUCAAGUCGGGCGGAGUAGUGGACAUAUGAUGAGAAUGUAUGAUCCUUGCUAUGAAAUAUUGAAGAUUCAGAAAUUUCGACGGCUGGUCUCCUAUGGUGGAUUUUAUUGUUUUGCGGCAGUAUUGAGUUAUGCUUAUACCAACAACACCACGAGAGCUGGGUAUUCCAGAGGUGAUCAAUUCUACGCAUCUUAUCCUGCAGGGACAGAAAUGCUAACAGACACUGCAAAGUUAUAUAAAGCCGCGCUUGGCAAUUGCUUUGAGGUGGAGGAUUGGGGGCCAAUAGAGUUUUGCAUUAUGGCUAAACAUUUUGAGCGACAGGGGAAAUCACCAUAUGCUUACCAUGCUCAAUACGUGGCUCAUCUUCUUUCACAUGGGCAGCUCGAUGGAAGUGGAUAAAAGGUUUACUAUGAGAGUCCUCGAGGAAAACUUCACUGGAAAACUUCUAUUACAAAUACCAUGAGCUAAUAAUGAACCUUGGCUCCGCACCAAGCAUAACAUGCCCUCAAGGAAAUCCUGCCUGGAAGUAUUUUACUAUGAUGUUAUAUUGUACAAUUAUGUCUCAAAACUACUAAUUCUGAAAUGCAGAAUUAUUACAUGUGCAGGGUAUCACAAACUCUUAGUAUAUUUGCUUUUUGCUAUUUUGCUUAAAUACAAAGUGCAUGUUGCUAUUUUGCAUUUGCAUUAUCCUUCCGAUAA
This is a messenger RNA of Chenopodium quinoa (quinoa), 1068 nucleotides long. RefSeq lists its product as uncharacterized. Bases 397 to 768 code for a protein of 123 amino acids. The transcript has 6 exons. NCBI's taxonomy places the organism in Eukaryota, Viridiplantae, Streptophyta, Magnoliopsida, Caryophyllales, Amaranthaceae. The record is from RefSeq and is a predicted model, not a curated record.